Venustampulla echinocandica is the source of this 915-nucleotide messenger RNA. RefSeq lists its product as uncharacterized. The transcript is spliced from 2 exons. Lineage: Eukaryota; Fungi; Ascomycota; Leotiomycetes; Helotiales; Pleuroascaceae. The record is from RefSeq and is a predicted model, not a curated record. Bases 1 to 915 code for a protein of 304 amino acids.
AUGGGUUUAUCCAGUGAGACCUUAUCCAACCUCUUCUCAUCACCUACAGCUAUUAUCGCUGGAUUAAUCGGUCUCUUUUGUCUCCUAAACCUCAAAUCUCUGCCCUUUUUCUGGCACCUCCGCAUCAUCUCAGCCUUCACCCAACACCGCUCUACCUCCUUCAACCAUAACCCGUCCGACACCCUCAACCUCUCCAAGCACCUCCACACUCCGCUCCUAUUCCGGCCCCUCAUCACUACCACCCGAUGCAGCAUCCUCGAAAUCGACUACGUCCUUCACAAAUCAAACAGCACCUACCUCACCGACCUUGACAUUAGUCGCGUACAUCUCCUCCUCGCUCUCUUCAAGAACGGCAUUGCAAACCUCCAGAAAAAUGAAUAUGCUGCUGGUAAGAAGAAAACCGUGAUGCCGGUUCUAGGAGGUGUGAGUGUGAGUUUCAGACGGGCCAUCCCACCGUUGCAAAAGUAUGAUGUUGUGACGCGAGUGCUGUGUUGGGAUGAGAAGUGGAUUUAUGUUGUUAGUUGGUUUGUUAAGGCUGGAUAUAUGGGGGGUACGAAGAAGAAGAAAGAGAAGGAGAGUUAUGGGUCGAGCAAUGGUGGCUCGGCGAAUAUUGCAGGAAAGCAAGAAAACACCGAGUCAUCAAGACCUAUAUUUCCUAAGAACGUGUAUGCGACGUCCCUUGCUAAGUAUGUUAUUAAGGCUGGCAGUGUGACGGUGAAGCCUGAGAGCUUGAUAGUGGCUGGUGGUUUGCUGCCGGUGGGUGGUAGUAACGAGGCCAAGGGGGCCAGGGCCAUUAUUGAGAAGGAGAGGCUGCGGGCGUUGAAGUAUGGAACUGCUUUUAGUCAAUUGGAUGGACUGCAUGGCGAGCUUGAUGUAGAUGUGGAUACAUUGGGCUUCUUUAGGGAUUUAGUAUAG